Paramecium sonneborni is the source of this 300-nucleotide messenger RNA. The record is from the annotation of a GenBank genome assembly. NCBI's taxonomy places the organism in Eukaryota, Ciliophora, Oligohymenophorea, Peniculida, Parameciidae.
AUGAAUUCAAUAUUAAUCAAAGGCAAAAAUCUUUUACAGUUAUUGGUAAAUUGUUUUAUUAAUUCAAGGUGGGGAUACUUAAAAGUAUUUAAUUUUGAUUAUCAUAAAUUAGAUAUUAACGUAAUCGGAUAUUUUUUCAUCCAAUAUAUAAAAUAUUUAAUUUACAGAUUGUUUAAGUAUAUAUAGAGUUAAGACAAUCUUAAAACUGAAAAAGAAAUUAAAAUAUCUUAAAUAGCUAAAUCAAAAAUUUAUUAUGAUUUAGAUCUAACUAAUAUCCUUCAAAAAACUCUAUAAGUUUGA